Austrofundulus limnaeus is the source of this 1447-nucleotide messenger RNA. RefSeq names its product cilia and flagella associated protein 91 (gene cfap91). The record is from RefSeq and is a predicted model, not a curated record. Lineage: Eukaryota; Metazoa; Chordata; Actinopteri; Cyprinodontiformes; Rivulidae.
CCACCCACCGCAACGUGAAGGUUCAGACGGACUACAGAGAGAGUGAAACACAGACAGACCCAUACAGCCCGGAGUAUGUGCUGCAACCUGGGACGACUCCCUCAGAGCUCCUGCAACUGGCARCUUUAACUUGGGGCCAUGGUCUGCCAGCCGGCCUGGCUGAGGUGGAAAUGAUAGAGCGAGCUCGAGCGAAACGAGCUUGGGAGGCCAGCCUUCCUCCGCUGAACGACUUGAGCCAGUUCCACAAGAGGAUGCGGAUGGUGGAGGAGAUGGAGGCCAAGGAGUGGGCUUUCAGGGAGCAACGAAUCAAAACGGUGCAAGAUGCUCGUCUUGCUGUGCUGAAGGACCUGCUGAUGCAAAGGAGUGAAGCUCAUGACAAAAUCACUAAUAAGAGACUGAACCUCAUUUACUCCAAGUUCCAGAAAGACACAGAGACCAAACUUCAGAAACGUAAUGCUGAUUACCUCAGAGCUGUGAGAAAACUAAAAGCAAGGCGAGAAAACGUGGAGGGGAAGCUGAAGCGACGGGACAUUGUCACUGACCUUUGUUCCCUUCAGACCCACAAGAAUGUGCUCUCCAGCAGUGACAAGAAGUUUGGAGCCCAGUGCUUCGACACGUAUGAAGGCUUGGUUGAGCUGGAGGCAUCGCUCAAGCCAUGGUGGACAAUCCCCGAGCCAGACCCCUUCAAGGCUGUGAGCAAGUCUCCUGCGAAGAAAGCUGUGGAGGAACUGAAUAAAUACAGGGCUCUGUUGGAGGAGGAGAAGCAGCUCAUGGCAAAAAAGUCCCUGCGUACUCUUGUCAAAAAGGAGAAGCGUCCUCCACCUCCUGACAUCCCCAGAGUAGAACCACCCUCAGAGGAGGACGAGCGCACCGAGCUUGCAGUAAUUACUUUACAAAAACUGCUCAGAGGAAGAAGUAUCCAGUAUGAGAUGUUUAAGGGCAAAGAAAAACAAAUGAUGCUCAUUCAGGAGCUAAGAAGCACACACGCUCUCAGCUCUGAGGAGGAGGAGCUACAGAAAGCUGACAAAGAGUUUGUAACGGCCUUAAAAAGACAUAGGGAGCAGCACAGACAGCAGAUCUCCCAGGAGGAAGCAGCUCAAGCCCAAGUGGUGGGCGCCGAGCUUGAACAGCUGUUCGACACCUUGUCCAAGGAGCUGAUCCGUCUCCAGGAGGAGCGCAGGAUCCACGCUUUUACUCUGCUGGCUGAGAGAGAGCGACGGCGGCGAGAGGCCGAGGAAGGCGGGAGGAGACAAAUAGAGGAGCGCAGACGUAAAGAGAACGACGAGAUCUUCAGACAAGUAGUGCAGGUGAACCAGGAAAGUGUGGACAUGUUUUUGGAGGACAUCAUCUUGGAGAGCAUAGGGCAGGUAGCUGAUGAGCAGGCCAGAGAGAAGAUCCGCAUACGGGCAAAGGAGCUCAAUGAUGUUGCUUAUAUCAUGGAGGAAAG